Durio zibethinus is the source of this 630-nucleotide messenger RNA. The record is from RefSeq and is a predicted model, not a curated record. Lineage: Eukaryota; Viridiplantae; Streptophyta; Magnoliopsida; Malvales; Malvaceae.
AUGAUUGCUCUGAUACUAUUUUGGACGUAUUGGUGCUGGGCAUUGCGAACCUGGUGGCAGACAGAAUAUCAUUGGGCCUUGGAGACUUUGUCUACUAGCACAAAGAAAGACGUAGCUGUCAAGGAAAGGGCAGUGACUAAGUGGGAUGUCGCUAACCAUAGAGAGGAUCAGUUGCAGCAACAGCUCCUUCAGAAGUACCAAAGCCUUGGCAUGGACAUCAACGACGCUGAAAUGGUGAAGAACAUAUUCGCCAAGUAUAAGGACAUUCUGAUAGACGAAAAAAUGACAGCCCCGAAUGCAAUGCUGCCACCUAAUCGAGGAGGAGAGAACCCAUGGAAGAAUGGUGUUGUAACCUUCGUGGCUUUCGUGGUUUUCGGCACUGCACCACUCCUGUCUUUCAUCAUUCUCAAGUCUUUUGCAGAUAAUGAUUUGGUCAUGUUUGUUGGAGCUUGCUUCAUGUCUGCUCUUGCACUUGCUCUUCUUGGUAUAGGCAGGGCCAAGAUUGCCGGCAAAAACUACCCAUCGUCAGUGGCGAUUGUCAUGUUAAAUGCUGCUUUUGCUGCUUUUGCUGCUUAUUCCCUUCGAUGGAUGCUUAGGAAUGUAGCUGGUCUUGAUGUACCAAUCAAAUGA